AUGGUCAAGAUCACAGACUUCACCACGCGAGACGUGAGGUUUCCGACUUCCCUCGAUAAAACAGGCUCAGAUGCCAUGAAUGCAGCAGGCGAUUACUCUGCCGCCUACUGCAUCAUCUACACGGACUCGCCCUACGCCGGACACGGCAUGACCUUCACUAUCGGCCGCGGCAACGAAAUCGUCUGCUCGGCCAUCUCCCUCCUCACCCCGCUCGUCAUCGGCAAAGACCUGGAUGAGCUAACCACCGACUGGGGCAAGACCUGGCGGUACCUGGUCUCAGACAGCCAGCUGCGGUGGAUCGGGCCCGAAAAGGGCGUGAUCCACCUAGCACUAGGGGCGGUCGUCAAUGCGCUCUGGGACCUGUGGGCCAAAACCCUGGGCAAGCCCGUGUGGCGCAUCGUCGCCGACAUGAGCCCCGAGGAGUUUGUGCGCUGCAUUGACUUCCGCUAUAUCACGGACGCCAUUACGCCGGAGGAAGCAAUUAGCCUGCUCAAGGAGGUCGAGGCCGGGAAGCAGGACCGGAUCCGGGAGGCGGAGGCGAGCAAGGCUGUCCCUGCUUACACGACAAGUGCGGGCUGGUUGGGAUAUAAUGAGGAGAAGCUGAAGACACUGUUAGAUGAGAGCGUUGCGCAGGGGUACAGGCAUUUCAAGUUGAAGGUUGGGGGUAAUCUUGAGGACGAUAAGAAGCGGUUGAGCAUUGCCCGGCAGGCGAUUGGGUAUGACAAGGGGAAUAUCCUGAUGGUGGAUGCCAACCAGGUCUGGUCCGUCCCCGAGGCAAUCACCUGGAUGCAGGAACUAGCCGAGUUCAAGCCCUGGUUCAUCGAAGAGCCAACCUCCCCCGACGACAUCCUCGGACACGCGGCGAUCCGCAAGGCCCUGUCAAACACGCCACACGGCCCCGUCGGCGUCGCCACGGGCGAGAUGUGCCAGAACCGAGUCAUCUUCAAGCAGCUGCUGCAGGCGGGCGCUUUGACCGUGCUCCAACCCGACGCAUGCCGCGUCGGCGGCGUGAACGAGGUGAUGGCCAUUCUGCUGCUGGCGCGCAAGUUUGGCGUCCCGAUUGUGCCACACUCGGGCGGUGUUGGGUUGCCUGAGUACACGCAACACCUGAGCACCAUUGAUUACGUGGUCGUCACAGGCAAGAAGAGCGUGCUGGAGUAUGUGGAUCACCUGCAUGAGCACUUUGUGCACCCAUCUAGCGUCAAAGAAGGGUACUACGUGACUCCCAUGGAGCCUGGGUAUAGUGUGGAGAUGAAGGUUGAGAGUAUGGAUGCGUUUGCGUUCCCUGGCGAGGAAGGGAAUAGCUGGUGGACGUCGCAGGAGGCGAAGAGUAUCCUGAAUGGGCCUCGGGUGAUAUAA
Molecule: messenger RNA, 1359 nt
Organism: Penicillium alfredii
Lineage: Eukaryota; Fungi; Ascomycota; Eurotiomycetes; Eurotiales; Aspergillaceae
Product: L-fuconate dehydratase
Exons: 4
Coding region: 1-1359 (452 amino acids)
Biological process (GO): carbohydrate catabolic process; amino acid catabolic process
Molecular function (GO): magnesium ion binding; L-fuconate dehydratase activity
Source: RefSeq, a predicted model, not a curated record